Molecule: messenger RNA, 1621 nt
Organism: Folsomia candida
Lineage: Eukaryota; Metazoa; Arthropoda; Collembola; Entomobryomorpha; Isotomidae
Exons: 3
Coding region: 843-1493 (216 amino acids)
Source: RefSeq, a predicted model, not a curated record
CUCGUGUGCCUGGUGCCCGGCAUAAGCGUUUGUUAGAUAAUCAUAUUCAGCAGGAUAUCAGUAAUCAGCUUACAUAGCUGAGUAACCGGUUGUGGUAAUACCCGUGGCAUCUCUACAUCCACUACGUACUUGUGCCAUGAUAAGCCUUGAAAAGUUAAUAAAUAUACCCUGAAUUAACAGUCAAUGCUUAGUUGUGAGCCGUAAUUAUAUUUCAACGUAUAGCUUCAGCGAAACUCCUACAUUUACAGAAAUGUGUCCAUUCGGAGACGAAAAUAAUAAUGAAUUGGUAAGUACAUUUUUGCACUACAUUUAUUUUCAUUUAUCUUCCAAGCUACUUUUCUUAAAGCUUACAACAAAUAGUCGACUCGCAAACUUAGUUAUUCCCCAAAUAGCUGGUUCCAUAAUCUGGUCAACCAAUUCCAAAAAUUGUGAAACAUAUGCGAGUAGCCCGUGACAAAUUAGAUGCUUCUAAGACUGAGAAUUCGGUUUAGAGAUCGUUUUAUUAUUUUUUAAAAAUUUGCGGUAAUUGUAUCGAGUGCUAAAAUCUCAGAUAAUCGUAAUUAUUACAGUUCAAAAUUGUUUAUUAAUUUUUUAAUAAUUUACAGAUCGACGUCGAAAGGAUAAUUAUCCCGCAAGUGGAAUUAGUGAUCCUAUUAACAGGACAGGCUCAACGGUCCUUGUUAAUAUACAACCGUGAACUCAAUCAGGUGAGGCUCGAAGAAAUCGAAAGUGCUUCACCUCCACAGCACCAGAUUGAAAUACUCUUUCAGACGCCGGAAGUAACCGCAGCAGAAACGGUCGACUCAGAUGUCUCACCACCGAACCUGACUACAUUAGGAAGGAUGCCAGCGGAAUCAGAAAUCCAGAAUUUCACGUCAGUCAUCGAGGGACUAGUAAAAAAAUUAGACUCGCUCGUUGAUCCAUCAAGUCGGCCCAACGGGGAUUACUCCCGUUGGGCUGAACUCCACCACCAGGUCACACUGUUGGAGAAAUCACUGGCGGACGAGUGCAGGAGAUCGACAUCACUUGAAGAUGAGAUCGAGGACAUUGAUGAACAACACAAUCAAGAAUUAAGUUAUCUCGAAAAUCAAAGGAAAAAGGACCUUCAUGAAAUUGAAUUUUUGGAGGAGAAGCUAAAACAAAUGGAACACAAUCAGGGAGAGGAACGGGAGAAGUUAACUAACGAGCUAAAACUACUCAAAACAAAAUUCAAAACCAACAUAAAAAUCUUCAACAAGCUAUUGCAUUUAAACGCUAUAGCUCUCGUGAAUAGGAUGCAUGAUGCAUCAAAAGACACUUUAUUCCUCACAACCAGUGUGAGGCAGCUCACGUCUGAUCCAGAUUCUCUACUCACCGUCCAGCCAUUGACCACAACCGUAGUCGCUGACGUAAUUCGAGCUGCUAGACAAUCUGCUCUGCAGGCGUCCCCCCUCCUAAACGCCCAAGUCAAGAAGCCAACGACAAAUAAUAAAUUGACGUUCAAAGGAAGGUAGUCAUUUUAGUGAAUUUAGUCAUUUUUAGAGUUAAUAUUCGAUGACGUAGCCCCAAAAAGGCCCGGUCUUGAAUACAUGAAAUAUAAAUAAAUGAACGUUCGAAAGUAGUAAUUUAGUAGUAAUUUAGU